CUGACACUCUUGGGCAGUUGCCAUGCCCAGUGUUGAGGGGAAGUAGCCAGCUCAAAACUGGCUGUCAUGAAGAAUUCUAUUUAAAAGUUUAAUGCCUUUCUCAAGACAAUUUUCUUCAGUGUCCCUGGGAACAUUUGAUUGUCUUUAGAACAGACCAGCCUGCAUUGACCAGAAAGCGUCACAUACUGAGACAUGUACACUAUUUCCCAAAUUCAACAUGAAUGCGUAGGUUAACGGCUAUUGGCUGCUUAGAUCCGCUUCAGACCAGCCCUGCAUUGAAAUCAAAAACUAGAGCAGCCCGUUGUGUGCCUCUGCCUCUCCCAGCCUUUGGUACCGUGCCAUCUUGGAGCCGACAGCAUCCAAAGCUCAGCGUACAAACAGCCAGUGUGUGCAUGUAGAGAUAGAGAUGCCCCUGGGUAUGCUUUGGUGGCAUUUACACAGCACGGGAUGGUGGUGGGUACAUUUGCAUGCCCUCUUUGGGUUUACAGAGAGGGAAACCCUUUCUUUGCACAAAACACUUACUAUGCAUUUGUGCUUAUCAGUGUGAAGAAUAAUGCACCCCCACAGUAUGCUGAUAUUUGUACACAGUAAAUGUGUGCGAUACACUCAAUCCACACCCUGAUGCAGAGCAGAACCGCUUUCCGCGUGUGCUCAUGCACACUGGCACUCAUACAGCGCCGCCCCCUCACGCCUCCCCCUCCUACCUCGCACUCCCCCUCCCUCCUCCUCUCUCUUUCUUCCCCCUCCAUUCCUGUCCUUCUCUUCCUUCAGAAGGGAAGAAGCUUUGCCACAGACCUUCCCUUCUCCCCCCUUUUUUUUGCUCCAGUGGGGUGGCUGAAAAAGGGCUUCAGCAGCAGCAGCAUAAUACCUAAACAGCAAGCCUCCCCCAAAAAACUCGCCAUCAUGACCCCCCUGGGGGAUGAUGUCUGAGUCCCUGUGGACAGCGCUCUCCAAUUUCUCUAUGCCCGAUUUCCUUGACAGCAGCAUGUUUCGCCGCACAAAAAGCUGCCGAACCAGUAACAGGAAGAGCCUGAUCCUGACAAGUACGUCGCCGACGCUGCCCCGGCCUCACUCUCCGCUCCCAGGUCAUAUUGGUAGCAGCCCUCUGGACAGCCCUCGGAACUUCUCCCCAAAUACACCAGCCCACUUCUCCUUUGCAUCUUCUCGCAGGGCAGAUGGACGGCGUUGGUCUUUGGCUUCCCUGCCCUCGUCCGGAUAUGGAACCAACACUCCCAGCUCCACUGUAUCGUCAUCCUGCUCCUCCCAAGAGCGCCUUCACCAGCUGCCUUAUCAGCCCACUGUGGAUGAGCUGCACUUCCUUUCCAAGCAUUUUGGCAGCACUGAAAGCAUCACUGAUGAUGAUGGCGGGCGGCGGUCUCCCGCAGUCCGGCCCCGGUCCCGGAGCCUCAGCCCGGGCCGGUCUCCUUCUUCCCAUGACAAUGAGAUAGUAAUGAUGAACCAUGUUUACAAAGAACGAUUCCCCAAGGCCACGGCGCAAAUGGAAGAGAAGCUGAAGGAUUUCAUCAGGAGCUAUGAACCAGACAGCGUGUUGCCUUUGGCCGAUGGGGCACUGAGUUUCAUCCACCACCAGGUCAUUGAGUUGGCCCGAGACUGUUUAACCAAGUCCCAGGAUGGCCUCAUCACCACUGUUUACUUCUACGAGUUGCAAGAAAACAUGGAGAAGCUGCUGAAAGACGCCUAUGAACGCUCAGAGAGUGAGGAGGUGACAUUUGUCACUCAACUAGUGAAGAAGCUGCUGAUCAUCAUCUCACGUCCAGCCCGCUUACUGGAGUGCCUGGAGUUUAAUCCUGAGGAGUUUUACCACCUCUUGGAAGCUGCUGAGGAUCAUGCCAAAGAGGGACACCUAGUGAAAACGGACAUCCCUCGCUACAUCAUCAGCCAGCUGGGACUCACCCGAGACCCCUUCCCAGAUGUGCUGUAUGUGGAGGAGCACGAUAGCGGAGGAUCCAACACACCUGACACAGAGGAAUUUGCCGAGAGUCGUGGGACUACUCCAAAGCCAAAAAAGCCACCAGGAGAAGGAGACUUCGAAACGAUCAAACUUAUAAGCAAUGGGGCAUAUGGAGCUGUGUACUUGGUACGGCAUAAAGAGACCCGGCAGCGUUUUGCCAUGAAGAAGAUUAACAAGCAGAAUCUCAUCUUGCGCAACCAGAUCCAACAAGCUUUUGUAGAACGUGACAUCCUGACAUUUGCAGAGAACCCUUUCGUGGUCAGCAUGUUUUGCUCUUUUGAGACCAAGCGCUACCUCUGCAUGGUCAUGGAGUAUGUUGAAGGUGGGGACUGUGCCACGUUGUUGAAGAACAUAGGAGCCCUGCCAGUGGAGAUGGCCCGCAUGUACUUUGCUGAGACUGUCCUUGCCUUGGAGUAUUUGCACAACUAUGGCAUUGUUCACCGUGACCUCAAGCCUGACAACUUACUCAUCACCUCUAUGGGACACAUCAAGUUGACUGACUUUGGUCUCUCCAAGAUGGGGCUGAUGAGCCUUACCACCAAUUUGUACGAAGGUCACAUUGAAAAGGAUGCCAGGGAGUUCCUAGACAAACAGGUUUGUGGGACUCCAGAAUAUAUUGCUCCUGAAGUGAUCCUCCGCCAAGGCUAUGGGAAGCCAGUGGACUGGUGGGCUAUGGGCAUCAUCCUGUAUGAGUUCCUGGUGGGCUGCGUACCUUUCUUCGGAGACACUCCCGAGGAGCUCUUUGGUCAAGUCAUCACUGAUGACAUCUUGUGGCCAGAAGGGGAGGAGGCACUUCCAGCCGACGCUCAGCAUCUCAUCUCCUGCCUCCUGCAGACAAACCCCCUUCUCCGUCUGGGGGCAGGUGGUGCUUUUGAGGUGAAACAACACUCGUUUUUCAAAGAUCUGGACUGGAAUGGGCUUCUGAGGCAGAAAGCAGAGUUCAUCCCCCACUUAGAGUCCGAAGAAGACACCAGCUACUUUGACACUCGCUCCGAUCGUUACCACCAUAUUAACUCAUACGAUGACGAGGACACAACUGAAGAUGAACCUGUGGAGAUACGGCAGUUCUCAUCUUGCUCUCCCAGAUUCAGCAAGGUGUACAGCAGCAUGGAGCACCUAUCCCAGCAUGAGCAGAAGACCCCCAGCGUCACCAAGCGGGACCAGAGCAGCAAGCACAAGGAUGAGAAAUUGGGCAAACGGGAAAGCCUGGGCAGUUUCACUCUUCGAGACAAAACCUGGCGUACCAACUCCCCAGAAAUGAAGCGACUCUCUGCCUCAGAGUCAUCAUACACCGAGAGUGAUUCGAGCCCCCCACUGGGUGCACGUCGGCGCUUUUCUGCCCUGAUGGACACCAACCGUUUUGCUGUGCCUUUGGAGAGUGAGAGUGAGACCCUUGGCAAGGGGCCUACAAAGGCUCCGGCAGAAAAUGGGCCCACGGGACCUUCGUCCCAGACUGAAAGCAAGGAGAACAAAGAGGGAGCAACUGGAGAAACUGUACCGUGCCCUGCCCCUGUGGAGACUGACAUAGGCGAUAAAUCAAAAGCGGGUGAGCCACAGCCCCUAAAGGAGCUUGACCCAUCAGCCCCCAAAGCUACCAAUGACUUGGUGCUACGUCGGGCUCGGCACCAACAGCUCUCAGGGGACUCCACGGCUGAGAAGCGCAGCUCCCGCACAGGGGGCAAGGUCAUCAAAUCUGCCUCAGCUACUGCGCUGUCCGUCAUUAUCCCCACAGUGGAACAACACAGUAGUUCCCCGCUGGCCAGCCCAAUGUCUCCCCGUUCGCUGUCAUCCAAUCCUUCAUCUCGGGAUUCUUCACCAUCACGGGACUAUUCACCAGCUGUAACAAUCCUCCGCUCGCCCAUUACUAUCCAGCGUUCAGGGAAGAAGUAUGGCUUCACGCUGCGUGCUAUCCGGGUGUACAUGGGUGACAGUGAUGUCUAUAGCGUGCACCAUAUUGUCUGGCAUGUGGAGGAAGGCGGACCAGCUCAUGAGGCAGGUUUAUGUGCCGGAGACCUCAUCACACAUGUCAACGGAGAGCCAGUGCAUGGGCUUGUGCACACUGAGGUGGUGGAGCUCAUCCUGAAGAGUGGAAACAAAGUGAUGGUGACUACUACACCCUUUGAAAACACCUCCAUCCGGAUUGGGCCAGCUCGUAAGAGCAGCUACAAGUCCAAAAUGGCCCGGAGGAACAAACGGAGCACCACCAAAGAUGGCCAGGAGAGUAAGAAGCGAAGCUCCCUCUUCCGCAAGAUCACCAAGCAGUCAAACCUACUGCACACCAGCCGCAGCUUGUCAUCUCUGAACCGCUCGCUCUCCUCCAGUGACAGCUUGCCUGGUUCGCCCACUCAUGGCUUGAGUGCCCGCUCACCCACCCAAAGCCUGCGCUCCACACCAGACUCUGCCUACCUAGGUAGCAGACCUGAAGGUGCCUCUUCGCAAAGCAGUUCCCCAGCCUCCAGCACACCCAAUUCGCCAGCCACUUCAUCCCAUCACAUGCGGCCAAGUACUCUUCACGGCCUGUCUCCCAAACUACACCGCCAGUAUCGCUCUGCCCGCUGCAAGUCAGCUGGAAAUAUCCCACUCUCACCCCUGGCGCACACGCCUUCCCCCACUCAGUCUUCCCCACCGCCGUUGCCCGGCCACACUGUGGGAAGCUCCAACACCACACAGAGCUUCCCGGCUAAGCUCCACUCCUCGCCGCCUGUGGUCCGGCCCCGUCCCAAGAGCGCUGAGCCCCCUCGCUCUCCACUUCUGAAGCGGGUACAGUCGGCCGAGAAGCUCGGCUCCCCGCUCAGCUCCGAGAAGAAGGUGGUGGUGAGGAAGCACAGCCUAGAGGUGGUGCACUCUGAAUAUCGCAAAGACUUCUAUGGCGAGCCGGGUCUCCACAGCCUUGCCGAGUCAGAUGGCGAGAGCCCCAGUGAAUCAGGAACUCCUAAGCCUCUGGCCACCCGGCGCUUGGGCCGGCAGGAAUCCCCACUUAGUUUUGGGGUAGGAGAUGGAGAGGCAGCUGCCACUGAGACCAGCACCAAGACAAGGGGACCAGAAGGUCUGGCUGGGGACUGCCGACGGAGCCAAGCGGUGCAGACAGAGGAGGCAUUUUCAGGAGCAAAUCGAACCCUGGCAAAGGCCCUGAGCCCUGUCCAAGAGCACGAACAAGGACGGAAGGGCAGUGCGGAGGCAGAGAUGGCCCCACGGGGACCCGUCCCUAUUGUGCUGGAGCCCAAACAAAGCCAGGAGCUCAGCCCCCCAAGGAAACUGGGUAUAGAGCACUCCCAGGACAAGGCUGGCUCACCCAAGGAGAAGUGGAUUCUGGAGGUGGUGGAAGAGCAUACCACCCUGGGAACCUGCGCCAAGACCCCCAGUUGCCUGUGCCCAGAAGGGACCAAGAAUGGACUGAAGCGAGGCUCAGCAGAGGCCAAGGGGAAACGGGGAAAAGAAGAGGUGCCUGUAUUGGGAUCAGGGAGCAAGUGUGCAGGAGACACACCUCGGCCUUCCCCCCCUACUCUAGAAAAAAAGGGGGCGGCACACUGAAGGUUUGCCUUUCUCACUGUACUGACCACCAUGACUACUGUCCUAGACCACCACCCUCAUCUUUGCCUUCCAAUCUCAGUGGUGGUCGUGGCAGUGAGAGCCGCAGCAGUGUAGGUAGGCUAGCAAGUUCCUACCCCAUUGAAGCUGGAACAAGCGGGUCCUUCAAGCCCUCUGUAAAUAUGAAGGGCAGAGGCAACAACACUUUCCCUGAUGCCCUGGCCAUCUUCCCUUCCCACACCUACAAAGGGCAUGUCCGGUGGGUUAGGCCAUGUAAAGUAUCUAUACAUAAUUCUCACUAUAUAUAUUAUAUUAUUUAUAUAAAUAUAUAUAUACAUAUACAUAUAUAUAUGAACAAGACUACUCUAUACAUGAAAAGGUUAAAACUGUGAUCACACCCACCCCAAAGUCUAUUCCUAGCACUUCAGGUUACUCCUUGAAGUGUGUUGGAUUUUUUUUAACGGGGAGGGAAUGGAUAUUUAGGGAAAAGUGCAUAGAAGUGAAAUACAUAUACCAAGUUAACUUUGAAUGCAGAAGAUUUUGCGGAAUUCACAAAGUGCAAAACAAACAGACAAACCCCAGUUGUCAUCCUUGUUGCAUCUGGAUUGUUGCAUGCAAGGUUUUUUGCAUGCAAAAGGGAUGCGCAGCUCUUCAUGCAAAUUUGUCAUUGAUCCAUUGGGAUCCGGAUGUGGCAGUCCAGGGAGGUGACAGGCAAACUUUUGUGGCAUUGCCCGGCUGGUGUCAUGGCAGCUGCAAACAAACAACCUUCACAAGUAAAGAUGGGCCCCACCCUGCCUUGCUUACAUCACAUGUGGCAAGCGAGCUCAUUUUUUCCCCUUCUUUGUGUUUAGUGAGAUGAAGAGAGUCAGAAUCCUUGAAUUCGUUAUUUUGCUUUUCUGAUUACAUCCCCUCGAGCGAACAAUUUCAACGUGGGUUAGAGCUUUCUAGCAAAGGAAAUUGCUCAUCAGCCAAUUCCUGGGAUUGUAACCCUUUCUCAGACUAAAUCAGAGCCAGGUUGUGUUCAUGCACAAAGGGGGGAAAUUCUACCAGAGGCUGCCUUAAUCAUAAAAUCAAGGUCGAUGUGGCGCAAGAUGAAAGGUGGAUGAAAAGGGAUCUGACCCAAUGAGCACGACCUUAUGGGACACUUAUCAAUGGCAAGCUCCCCAGUGCAGUGCAUGCUGUGUCAACUUCUCAAGUGGUGGAUGGAUGAUGCCAUGUGGGUUUUCCAUUUUAGGCACACAAAACGCCUUGGGUUGAUGCUUGUCCAUACUUUGCAUGCAGACAGGUUUGAUUUUUGCUACACACCCCCAGGUAAAAGGAAGCGGGAAGUGGGAAAAGCUCCUCUCCACCUGAGACCCUGGAGAUGCUUCCAGUAAGAGGUCUUUCAGGUUAAUGGUCUGACCUGGUAUGAGGCUGCCUCCUCAGAGAGGAAUUGUAUCUCAUGGCAGUGACUUGUUUUUGCAUUGUGAUGGCUGCCAGGCACACUUUUCUGCAGAUGCAGCCUUUGUGAGCAGGCUAUCCUCAUGUUGUGAUUUUGGAUACUGAUGGAAAACUUGUUUAUUGAAGGGGAAAGGUGUGCAGUACUGCAGCCUGAACUCAUGGUGGAGCACAAUUUGAAGUGCAUUGCAACCCCAUUUUAGAGGAGAAAGCCAUUUUCCAGAAUAUAUAUAUCCUUUCCCUUUGUUGUUUGGAAAGCUUGUAGGAGCUUGCCUGGGAUACUCAAUGGUCUCCUGGAAGAAGCUCAAGUAGAGCAGCCAUGAAUAGGAGAAAGCCAGGGACGUAGCCUCAGAGCUGCUGCAUCAGAUGACCUGUCUUAGCCUCUGGGUAUGUGCAUGACCCUUACUAUGUAGAACUGGUGUGGCAGACUUGGCUCUUGAGGGCUAGAGCUCACACCAGGAGAAAGGUGAAAUUACAGUAUACUCCCAAGAGCAUGCAAUAAAGAUGCGUGUGUGGCAGGUUUAUGGCGAGCAGCAUUCUCACACUGAUUGUGUUAGCAGAGGUGGGUGUUCCUUUCCAGUGAGUGCUGUGCUGCCAAGUCUUGCUUUUGUGACAUUCCUGUUUGUGGGCAGUGAUGUCAUCCUGCAUGAUGAUGCUGUAAAUUGUCAGUAUCACUAUUGUAUCUAGGCAUACAACCACGAUCUUAGAGCAGGUCUACUGUUGUUCGGUAGUGUGGUCCACCAUACUGGAGUUGUCAGGUUUCCAGAGGGAGAGAUCCCCAGAUACGGAGUAGCUUAGCAAACUGGGGAACAGCAGGGCUUCAUCCACUUCUUUACAGCCCUUGUCUAAUUCUAACAAAUACGGGGAUGAAAGGUGUCACAGCUGGUUAGACCACUGAGCUGCUGAAUUUGCUGACGGAAGGGUCAGUGGUUCGAAUCCAGGGAGUGCGGUGAGCUCCUGCUGUUAGCCCCAGCUUCUGCCAACCUCACAACAUGUGAAUGUGAGCAGAACAAUAGGUACUGCUCUGGCAGGAAAGUAACGGCACUCCAUGCAGUCAUACCAGCUUUGGAGGUGUCUAUGGACAAUGCCGGCUCUUCAGCUUAGAAAUGGAGAUGAGCACCACCCCCAAGAGUCGGACAAGACUAGACUUAAUGUCAGGGGGAAACUUUACCUUUACUGUCCAUUAGAAGUACUAUUGAGAAAAAUUACACCACCUUGAUUCUGCUAUUUUACCGUGAAGUUUUACUUCUUGGCCUGGAGAACCUGAGAGAGGAUAUAAAACCUCUGAAAUUUUAGAUUGAAUGCAGAGGCCUAACAGCCCUGCUGCAAAUGGCAAAGUUGUAUCAUAUCCAUUUGGAGUGAAGCAAAUGUGGUCUUGAUGGCAGUAUCACAACACUGAUACAGCUUCUGCUUGGGCUGUCUCCUUUUCCACUCCCAGCCCAGUUGCCUCUGAAGGGAGAGGGAUUCUCUAUGCAAUCAUUACCUGACAGGCAGAGGUUCCUUGUCCCUCUCCUCCCUCUCUUCCGCCUUUUAUUCCUAUUAUCCUGCAACAAAACCCCUUGUUAGCCAACCCUUCAUUGUGAUAAAAUGUGCUUGUUUUCCUGAAGAGAGCCAAUCUGCUGCUGGAAAAUAAUAGCAUCCAGGUGGAGUACCAUUGAAAUGUCCACUGUGGUCAGAUGAGACUGUCUUAACUUUGAGAUCUCAUAACCCACCGGCUCAUCUGUCCUUCAGCCAAGCCAAGUGCAGCCCAUCAGGGGCUUGAGCCGUCUUCUUUUCCUACCUGCUUGGAUGCAAAAAUGAGCCAUGAAGCACCUGCAGUUAUAGAGUAAGUGGUUCAGCUUGUUGAGGUUCAAGUCACAGGAGCUGCCCUGGUUCAACCCAUAUCUGUUUUCCUUCUAAAAGCCUAUGACAUCUGGUUCCAUGGUUAGACGUUGUGUUUGCUGUAGAUGUGACUUCAAAAGCAGCGAAUACAGUGGGCCCUUGGUAUCUGUUGAGGUUUGGUUGCAGGCCCCCGUGAAUACCAAAAUCUUGUGGAUGCUCAAGUCCCAUUAUAUACAACGGUGUAGUAAAAUGGUGUCCCUUAUAUAAAAUCAAGCUCUGAUGUUUGGAUUUUGGGGGGGUGGGAUGGGUGGGAUUAUUUUCAAGCCGUAAAUGGUUAAAUCUGUGGCUACAGAAUCUGUGGAUUCAAUGGGCUGACUGUUUGUGUUUGUGAAGACCAUAAUUCUUGAACUGUGGUGGGGCAGACGGGCAGACAUGAUUUGGGAGGACAUUUUAUUCUGCAACAUUCUUGUUAUUCCCCAAUCUGGAGCUGGCAAACCCAUCAUUUAAAUGGAGGAAGUUGCUUGGAAAGCCGGAGGAAACCCCCAAUCACAACAAGUUCUCAUCCAAGUCUGCAUACUUUGCAAAGGAGAACAUUGCUCAAGUAUUCUGACAUCUGCGACACCUUGUGUCGGUUUCGAUGAAGGUACAUGACCCACUUCCCACCACAAGCAUAAAGGAAGCGGGCAGCCACAUAACCUGAAGAGUUGUCUUCUGGGCCAUCAAAUCUGUCUCUGGGCUUAUUAAGGCAGACAUGUCAUGUUAAUAAAACAACCUGUACAGCA
Molecule: messenger RNA, 9540 nt
Organism: Anolis carolinensis (green anole)
Lineage: Eukaryota; Metazoa; Chordata; Lepidosauria; Squamata; Anolidae
Gene: mast1
Product: microtubule associated serine/threonine kinase 1
Exons: 26
Coding region: 920-5503 (1527 amino acids)
Biological process (GO): intracellular signal transduction; peptidyl-serine phosphorylation; cytoskeleton organization
Molecular function (GO): magnesium ion binding; protein binding; ATP binding
Source: RefSeq, a predicted model, not a curated record